This is a messenger RNA of Haliotis rufescens (red abalone), 1224 nucleotides long. RefSeq names its product vitelline envelope sperm lysin receptor-like. NCBI's taxonomy places the organism in Eukaryota, Metazoa, Mollusca, Gastropoda, Lepetellida, Haliotidae. The coding region runs from base 78 to 1193 and encodes 371 amino acids. The record is from RefSeq and is a predicted model, not a curated record. The transcript is spliced from 10 exons.
CACGUGCAUCUUCAUCCCGAGACUUUCACGAGGCGUACAGUGGGGCGCAAUCGCCUGUUUGCUGGUACCUGGUUAAGAUGUCUUUGAUCUGCACCCUCCUAGCUGCGAUCGUGGUGGGCAAGUCCCUUGCCGCAUUCCCAAAAGGCUAUGUAUUGAAAGUAACUUCCCAGUGUGGCAGUAGCGAAAGUGACGAAGCCAUAAUCAAAAUCGUCGCCGACCUCGACUUCAAGGGAACGGCAAUAUGUGCCGGCGCAGCCAAGGUGCCCUUCGAACGUAUCGACAAGGCCACAGCCCUACUUAAAGUGACGUACGGCAAGGGGGGCGCUGGCAAAUGCCAGUUCAAUAAACGCGACAAAGUUCGUGUGUACGUCAUAAAAGUCAAAGUGGCAUAUGGCGAGGAAGGUAGCCUUGUAUACCAAGCGGAGGAGGAACGAACGAUUUCUUGUACAUUCGACUCCAAGAACAGCAACCAGACUCGAGGCAGUCUCAUCACGGCUGGGUUGAUUGCGCCGUCGGCACUGUCCAACUACCACGGUCCAGCGGCUACGUCCAAGCUGACACUGCAGCUGACCGAUGUCCUAGGCAAGGACAUGCUAGGGCGGAAGGUGUGGCGGAGCAGGAAGGUGCAGCUCAAGGGCACGGCCAGCGGUUCUAGCGGAGAGAAGGGCGUGAAGCCGGUGGAAUGUGACGCCAUUGGUCACUCCUCGGGCAGGCGGUACGCAGUCAUCCGAGCAGGAUGCGGGGACGGUAUUGUCUUUGCGAAGGAUGCUGGUUUCAUCACUGACGGCCUUGUUACCCGGAGCCCAUUCUUCGAGACUUUCGGCAUAGAGAACGAUACAGCUUUGAAUUUUCAAUGCAACUUUACUUUAUGCACGAACAAAUGUGAUGGAGACUCUUGCAAAUCCGAGAGAAGACGUCGGUCAGAACCUGAGCAAGUUCCAGAUAUGCUGGCUGGUGGCAACAUGUUUGUGGAAUCGGAACUCCUCAACCUCGCCAAGCAGGAACCAGUGAACCACAUGACUGAAAGUGACGUCAUACAGCUCAUGGUCGAGGAUGGUCGCAUCAGAGAUGGUGCCAUCUACUGGUCCGCGAUACUAGGCCUUGGAUUACUCGUCGUGACGUCAUUUGCAAUAUCCCUUGCAGCCUGUGUGGGCCCAUUCCGUGUCAGAGCGAGAGACAAUGUCAAGGCGUAGCACCAUCUGAAUUAAAACCCUGGCAAACUCA